CGGCCCUUCCUGCUGCUGCUGCCGCGUUAUUGAGGCGCCUUGCUACGCGGUGCCUUCAAAAGAAGCAGGUGAAUGUGCAUGCAAUUUCCUUCAAGAUGGAAUCAAACAAGGUGUUCCUGCUGUUGGUGGUUUGUGGAAUGGCAUUGCUGGUUGUAUUUCUGGACAUCCACCUGUUUACUGCUGAAAGCUUGACAAGACCAUCAGCGUUGACCCCUAGGAUCAAGGAGCAGCGAAUAACACAGGAGGAGAGGUUCGCAACUCUCUUCCGAGUCUGCAGACAACUCAAGAAAAGUCACAACAAGUCAACACUGUUGCCACCGGUCAACUUGCGACUGGACGUACUGACCCGCCUCUACGUGAGCGACCGCUACUCGCUCGUGUAUUGCGAAGUGCCCAAAGCUGGGUGCACCAACUGGAAGAGGGUGCUCCUCACGAUGGCAGGAAAUGCCAACCUGUCCAGGGUCUUGUCCCAAAACGACGUGCACGUGAUCAAAAACUACACCAAGCUGAGCCAGUUUGACGCUGCCGGUCAACGCUCCCGGCUGGAUGGCUACACGGUGAUGAUGUUUGUGAGGGAGCCCAUGGAGCGCAUCGUGUCGGCCUACCGAGACAAGUUUUUGCAUGAAAACGAAUAUUACCAGUUAUACGGACGAACCAUAAUGAAGCACUAUCGCAAAAACUCGACCAAUGUGCCGCUAGCUAAAGGCGACUACGUCACCUUCCCCGAGUUGGUGCGCUUCAUCCUCGAUCCUAAACGGCCUCUGUGGCAGGACGUGCACUGGCUGCCCGCUCACCACCUGUGCCAGCCCUGCCUGCUGCGCUACGACUUCCUCGGCAAAGUAGAGACCGUGAGGCACGACGCGGCGGCCUUGCUGGCAAGGGUCAGGGCGCCGGGGUCGCUGGCAUACACCCAGACACCGAGCGGACGCUCUACAGCGACCGUGACGGACCAAUACCUGGCACAGCUCAGCCCAGAGAUGAGGCAGAAGAUCUACGAAUUCUACUUCGAGGACUACAUGCUCUUCGGAUACCCGCUGCCCUCGGAAGCAAACCUGAAGCCAAUAUAA
Lethenteron reissneri (Far Eastern brook lamprey) is the source of this 1067-nucleotide messenger RNA. Its product is annotated as carbohydrate sulfotransferase 8-like. The record is from RefSeq and is a predicted model, not a curated record. Gene Ontology annotation, biological process: carbohydrate biosynthetic process; proteoglycan biosynthetic process. NCBI's taxonomy places the organism in Eukaryota, Metazoa, Chordata, Hyperoartia, Petromyzontiformes, Petromyzontidae. Gene Ontology annotation, cellular component: membrane. Gene Ontology annotation, molecular function: sulfotransferase activity.